UCCCAGAACGAUUUUAUUAAUGUUCAACGAGUUCAUUGUUAUCGACAUUGCAAGGACCUGUAUAUGCUCCUUCUAUGCUGUUUUUAUUAUAUCCUUGAUCCUAGCCUAAUCUUAAAUUUUAAAUCGAAGAUAAGGAACAAACAUAAAAGAUUUAUUAAAAUAAAACACUACAAAGAAGAAAACACUUGCUAUUGUGUAUUGAAUAUUAAAGAAAAUAGGCUUUAGAUUCCAUGGCAUUUCCACUGAAUGAUCAAGUUUAUAUAAAAUCUUUUACUCCUAGAGAAUAUCAAGUAGAGCUCCUUUAUGAGGCUAAAGAAAAAAAUAUUAUCAUUUGUUUAGGAAGUAAUUAUGAACAAACUUUUAUUGUUAUAAAAUUAGUUCAAGAAUUUGCAACAAAUAAUAGAAGGCCUGUGAAGGAAGGUGGAAAACAGAUAAUUUAUAUAUUAUCAGAUAAAGAAAAGUGUUUGUUAAAAGCAACAUAUAUUAAACAGUUAACAGAUCUUAAUGUAUCAUUAUGUGAUACAUGUACAGAUCUGACUAAAGAAGUCACAAAUUCCCAUGUAUUAGUUACAACUUCUAAAACAUGUGCAUUGCUAUUAUCAGACAAGAAAAUCUUACCUAAUCAGAUAAGUCUAGUCAUAGUUGAUGAGUGCCAUAAAUCUGUAUAUGAUAAUAAACUCAGAUUUAUCUUACAAACUUUUUUAACAUGUAUAAACAUUCCUAGAAUAAUUGGUAUAGCUGUACCAUUAUUUAAUUUAACACAAGAGCCAGGAAGACUUGGACUAGAGAUAGAAAAAAUAGAAACCGCUUUUAAAUGUGAAGUUGAAACAGCUAGUGAUAUAUUAUCAAUACUCAGAUAUAGUCCUAAACCUAAAGAAUAUAUAAUAGAAUAUAAAAAAGGAGAGAAAGGAGAACUAUAUGAAACAUUAGAAAAUUGUGCGUUGGAUGCUAUCCACUUUUUACAAGAUCAUCGCUAUGAUCCAACUGAAAUUUAUAAUGAAGAAUUUCUUGAGGAUAUCCAAAAAAUACCUAAUCCUACGGAAAAGCCCCGUGAGAUGAUGCAAGAUUUUCUAUAUAUAUUAGAAACUCUUGGACCAUGGUGUGCAGAUCGUGCUGCGUUAGCUCUUUUAAUACUAACAGAAAAAUUAAAAAUGAAGACUCCUUAUGAAAGACAUUAUCUCUUAUUAAAUUUAGUUGCAUCGGUUUUUAUUAAAAUAAGAGCUCUUUGUGAUAAUACAUUUGAACAUUUAUCUGAAAAGGAAAGGAUAUAUCGUUAUACUACUCCAAAAGUUCAUCGGCUUUUACAAAUUUUGAAAACAUAUACACCAUUUUAUAUUAAAUAUAAUAAUACUUCAGAAACAAAAUCAAAUACUGAUGGUGAAUCUAAAAAUAUUAAAAGUAAUGGAGAAAUAACUCCUAAAGAAAAUCAUAUACAAAUAAAAAAACCAGACUAUAAUUGGAGAACUGGGGAAGAUAAUCAUAGAAAACCAUACAGACCACAACGAUAUUUUCGUGGAAUUGCAGAUCCUGAUUUAUUAUGUGGAAUAAUUUUUGUUGAUAAAGCAUUUACAGCUAAAGUUUUAUCUUACUUAUUAAAUGAAGCAUGCAAAUAUGAUGAAGAUUUACAUUUUCUUUCUCCUCUUUACAUGAUUGAAAGUAAUACUGAUGAAGUUGGCUAUUGUAGAGAUUUAGAACUAGAACAUAGAAAGCAAGAAGAAGUUUUGAAAAGAUUUAGAAUACAUGACUGUAAUUUAUUGAUAGCAACUUCAAUUUUAGAAGAAGGUAUUGAUAUCCCGAAAUGCAAUUUUGUGAUGAGACAUGACUUCCCAAAAAAUUAUCAAUCCUAUGUACAAUGUAAAAGCAGAGCAAGAGCUGUGGAUGCAUUACACAUAUUAUUGGUACCACAAGAAAUAUCUAAGGAAUGUGUUUGGCAAUUAGCGCAAUACCAAUACAUAGAAAAGACUUUAUUAUCAAAAUGUUCAAAUAAAGAACCAACUGAGGAAGAAGAAAAGGAAGCAGAUAUGUAUGCUGCUAUGAUACCAGAUUAUAAGCCGCUUGAAAAUGAUGAUGCACCUAAAGUAACUUUUAAUUCUGCUAUUUCAUUAAUAAACAGGUAUUGCGCAAAAUUACCUAGUGAUACUUUCACAAGAUUAACACCAGAAUGGUCUGUUCAACUUUUAGAUGGACAGAGUCCAAUGACUUACACAUGUUCUUUACGACUGCCUAUAAAUUCACCAGUAAAAUAUGUUAUUUCAUCAUAUCCAAUGCCUAAUAAAGCUAUGGCUAGACGUAUGGCUGCACUGCAAUUGUGUAUUGAUUUACAUAGAGAAAAUGAAAUAGAUGAUAAUUUAUUACCUAUUGGGAAAGAAAAUUUUAAAGCCAAGCCCGAAGAUGCUGAAAUACCUGCUUUACCAGAUGAAAGUAGAUUAGAUUUUUCAGAAGCUCGACCUGGAACAACUAAACGUAGACAAUAUUAUUACAAAAAGACAGCAGAGGCAUUAACAGAUUGUAAACCAUUAGUUGGAGUUCCUUCAUAUCUAUAUCAUAUAAGCAUGGUACUAAGUUGUCCUUUACCAGAAGAACAAAAUACAAGAGGACGUAGAAUAUAUCCUCCAGAAGAAUCAGCUAUAGCUUUUGGUAUUCUCACACUUAAAAAAAUACCAAAGCUAUGCGCAUUUCCGAUUUAUACGAGAUCUGGUGAAGUUCAUGUUAAAUUAAAAUUAUCUAAACAGACCGUAAUUUUAGACGAUGUCCAAAUAGAAAAAGUAGCUACAUUUCUUAAUUAUACUUUUACAAAUGUGUUGAGAUUGCAAAAAUAUUUAAUGGUUUUUGAUCCACAUGCUUCAGAAAAUUCUUAUAUUAUUGUACCAAUAAGAUUGACUACUGCAAAUGAAGAAUUAGAUGUUCAUAUUGAUUGGGAUUUUUUGGAAUGUAUUUAUGAUAAUCGAAAUGCAACACCUAUUAAAGUACCUGAAGAAGAAAGAAAGAAUUUCAAAUUUGAUGCAUCAAAAUACUAUGAUGCUGUAAUCAUGCCAUGGUAUAGAAGUCGAGAUCAACCACAGUAUUUUUAUGUUGCUGAAAUUUGUGCAAAUUUAAAUCCAAAAUCUUCGUUUCCUGGUGAUGAUUAUAGUACUUUUGAAGAAUAUUAUUUAAAGAAAUAUAAUAUACAGAUACAAAAUUUAGAUCAACCUUUAUUAGAUGUAGAUCAUACAUCUGCUAGAUUAAAUUUUCUAACUCCCAGAUAUGUGAAUCGUAAAGGUGUAGCAUUACCAACAAGUAGUGAAGAAACAAAACGAGCAAAAAGAGAAAAUUUAGAACAAAAACAAAUUCUUGUAGCUGAAUUAUGUGCAAUUCAUCCAUUUCCAGCAUCUUUAUGGAGACAAGCAGUUUGUUUACCAUGUAUUUUAUAUAGAAUUAAUGCAUUAUUACUUGCCGAUCAAAUACGUUGUCAAGUUGCACAAAUGAUUAAUUUAGGAAAAUCAAAUUUAAGUUCAGAUUUCGAAUGGCCAGCACUAGACUUUGGAUGGAGUUUGGCAGAAGUAUUAAAAAAAUCAAAAGAAGUUGAGAAAGCUAAACAAUCUAAAAGUGAAUCUGUACAAACUACAAACAAGUGCCAAAAUGUACAAACAAAGGAGACUGACAAUACAAAAGAAUUUAAAAUUGAAAAAUUAGAGACUGAUCAUAUUAUUUCUGAUAAAAAUAAUGAUACAAAAACAGAGCAGCCAUUAAGUGAUUUAGAAAAAGAUACUAAUGAAACAAAUACAUUAUCAGAUAAUUUAAAAGAUGAUGAAUUAGAAAUUGGUACUUGGUCAAAUGAUAUGGCGGCAGAUUCCAUGGAUUUUAACACGGAUAAUAUCAAAUCAUUUCCUUUGAAUGUUACUAUGUUAGAACAAGAUUUUACUUGGAACGACAUCAGAUAUGGAUCUCCUGCUUGCGAAUCAGACUUCGAUGGUUAUGAAUCUGAUGAUACAUAUAGUGAUGGUUUUAUGGAUUCAUCUGACGAUACCGAUGAUGAAAGUAGAGGAUUAAGAAUUUCUUAUAUGAGUGAAAAUAUAGCUGAAGCUGUGGAGGAUGAAAAACAUAUAAAUAAACAAGAAAUAAAUAAAAAAAUUUUGGAAUUGUUAGAAACGGAAAAGAAUGUAGAUGAUAAUUUUUGGUUGUUCGUAAAGGAAGAUGAUGAAACUUUAAUUAAAAAGCACAAAGAAGAACAUUAUAAAUAUUCUAAAUUAAAUGAACAUGAAAUAAUGAAAAAUGGAUCUUUCAUAUCUUGUGAUUCUGAGAUUAUAAUUGAUAAAAAGAGCAUACUUAGUACUCAACGCGAAGUUAAUAAAGAAUCUUAUAUAUAUAAGGAUUAUAUAGAAAAUAUUGUAGAUACAUUUACUAAAGAAGUAUUAAAUAAAAAUUGCGCUGCACAUCCAACGAAGAAACAAAUCAAGAAACUAGAAAAAACGUAUCUAAGAGACAAUAAUCUUUUUAGUUUUGAUUUUCAACCAGAAUUGAAGGGUCAUCCAGGACCAAGUCCGAGUUUAAUUUUACAAGCUUUAACUAUGUCUAAUGCUAAUGAUGGAAUUAAUUUAGAACGUUUAGAAACUAUUGGUGAUUCUUUUCUCAAGUAUGCAAUAACAACAUAUUUAUAUUGUACUUAUGAUAAUAUUCAUGAAGGUAAACUUAGCCAUUUACGAUCAAAACAGGUUAGCAAUUUAAAUCUAUAUAGAUUAGGAAGGCGAAAAAUGUUAGGUGAAAGUAUGAUAGCCACGAAAUUUGAACCACAUGAUAAUUGGUUACCACCUUGUUAUUAUGUUCCAAAAGAGCUUGAACAAGCUUUAAUUGAAUCAGGUGUACCUUCUACUCUUUGGAACCAAGCUGACAUUCCAACUUUGCAAACAGUAGAUCUAACUGAAAUAACUCAGCUAGUUAAAGAAACAGAACAAAAGCUUGGUAUUAUGAAAAAUGAACUCGAUAAAAAUGAGAGUAAAUUAUCAAAUAGUAUAGAUAAUUUACGUUGUUUCAUACCAUAUAAUUUAAUUACACAACACAGUAUUCCUGAUAAAAGUAUAGCAGAUUGUGUAGAAGCAUUAAUUGGUGCAUAUCUAAUAGCAUGUGGUCCAAGAGGUGCUCUUUUGUUUAUGGCUUGGUUAGGGAUUCAUGUUUUACCUACGGAAGAAGUUUGUGUCAUACAAGAAAAUGAGCCAGAAGAUAAUAUUCCAGGAAGCACACCUUAUAUCAAAAGUAUUAAAGAAGAUAACCAAAUCACUUGGACGCGAAUUCAAUAUGGCAAAUUAGAAGAACCACAAAAUCCAUUAGUUCGUUACAUUCCUAAUCCAGAGUCUGAAUUAAAAAUGAUGCUCGAUGGAUAUGAUGAAUUAGAGAAAAGUAUAGGAUAUAAAUUUCAUGAUGUUAGCUAUCUUUUACAAGCAUUUACACACGCAUCUUAUCAGCCAAACAGAUUAACAGAUUGUUAUCAACGUUUAGAAUUUCUUGGAGAUGCUGUUUUGGAUUAUUUAAUAACAAGGCAUUUGUACGAAGAUUCUCGACAACAUUCACCAGGUGCUUUGACAGAUUUAAGAUCAGCAUUAGUAAAUAACACAAUAUUUGCUUCAUUGGCUGUCAGAUGUGGAUUUCAUAAAUAUUUUCGUCAUCUCUCUCCUGGUUUAAGUAUUGUAAUAAAUCGCUUUGUGAGAAUUCAAGAAGAAAAUGGACACUCUAUUAGCGAAGAGUAUUACUUGAUCGGAGAGGACGAGUGCGAAGAAGCUGAAGACAUUGAAGUGCCAAAAGCUCUAGGGGAUGUUUUUGAAUCAUUAGCUGGUGCAAUUUAUUUGGACAGUGGUAUGUCUCUUGAUGCUGUUUGGGGUGUUUACUAUAAUAUAAUGAAAUCAGAAAUUGAACAAUUUAGUACAAAUGUUCCUAAAUCUCCAAUUAGAGAAUUGCUAGAAUUAGAACCCGAAACAGCAAAGUUUAGCAAUCCAGAAAAAUUAGCUGAUGGGCGCAGAGUGAGAGUAACAGUGGAUGUAUUUGGUAAAGGUUCCUUUAAAGGAAUCGGAAGAAAUUAUAGAAUUGCCAAGUGCACUGCAGCUAAGUGUGCUUUAAAAAAAUUGAGAAAGAUACAAAAUUAUCCAAAGGGAAAACCUUGAUGUCAUUUAUAAUAAUAAUAAUAAUAAUAUUAAUAACAACAAUAAUAAUAAUAAUAAUAAUAAUAAUAA
Molecule: messenger RNA, 6200 nt
Organism: Vespula pensylvanica (western yellowjacket)
Lineage: Eukaryota; Metazoa; Arthropoda; Insecta; Hymenoptera; Vespidae
Gene: Dcr-1
Product: endoribonuclease Dcr-1
Exons: 23
Coding region: 231-6131 (1966 amino acids)
Biological process (GO): siRNA processing; apoptotic DNA fragmentation; pre-miRNA processing
Cellular component (GO): nucleus; cytoplasm; RISC complex
Molecular function (GO): deoxyribonuclease I activity; protein binding; ribonuclease III activity
Source: RefSeq, a predicted model, not a curated record